AGGCUGCGCAGGCGCGUCGGGGGUUCAAACCUGGGGUGGGAUUCCAUUGGCUGAGCAGCACUGAGUCGGGAGCCCUGAUUGGCUGAGGAGCCUGAGGCGACACAUUCCGGAAAGGGGAAGAGCAGCCAACAUGGCGGCGGAACGCGGCGCGGGCCAGCAACAGUCGCAGGAGAUGAUGGAGGUUGACAGGCGAGUCGAAUCUGAAGAGUCUGGCGAUGAAGAGGGGAAGAAGCAGAGCGGCGGUAUAGUGGCAGACCUCAGCGAGCACAGCCUGAAGGACGGAGAGGAGCAGGGGGAGGAAGACCCAGAAGGUACCAGGCCGAAAGGACAAGAGCUGCCCGUGGAUAUGGAAACCAUUAACCUGGACAGAGAUGCAGAGGACGUUGAUCUGAACCACUACCGCAUUGGGAAAAUCGAGGGAUUUGAGGUGCUGAAGAAAGUAAAGAGUCUCUGCCUCCGUCAAAAUUUAAUUAAAUGCAUUGAAAAUCUGGAGGAGUUACAGAGUCUUCGAGAGCUGGACCUUUAUGACAACCAAAUCAAGAAGAUUGAGAAUCUGGAGGCGCUAACACAGUUGGAGAUUCUAGAUAUUUCUUUUAAUCUGCUGAGGAGCAUCGAAGGAGUCGACAAGCUGACGCGACUGAAGAAGCUCUUCCUGGUUAACAACAAAAUCAGCAAAAUCGAGAACAUGAGCAGCUUACAGCAGCUGCAGAUGCUGGAGCUGGGGUCCAACCGCAUCCGGGCAAUUGAAAAUAUUGACACGUUAACCAGUUUGGAGAGUUUGUUUUUGGGGAAGAACAAGAUCACUAAACUUCAGAACCUGGACGCACUUACCAACCUGACGGUCCUCAGUAUGCAGAGCAACCGGCUGACCAAGAUGGAAGGUCUGCAGAGCCUGGUGAACCUUCGAGAGCUGUACCUGAGCCACAAUGGCAUCGAGGUCAUCGAGGGCCUGGAGAACAAUAACAAACUCACGAUGUUGGACAUUGCAUCAAACAGAAUCAAAAAGAUUGAAAACGUCAGCCAUCUGACAGAGCUGCAGGAAUUCUGGCUGUGCUGCUGACCCUGCUUACGUCAUCUUAAAAACUCCUCCAGGUUUCCCGACAACACAGGUAGCCUGCUGUGAAAACGACCUUUGCCCCUUACCGAUAGCACUGGGUCUUGGGUCGUGUCAGGUUGUGGUGCCAGAGCAAAUCUGGGGAGACCAGAACCAGAAGUAGAAAGGUGGGAAAAGGGUGUCAGGCUGGAGGCACCGGUGAGCUGCCACGAGCCUGGUGGGUCUAGCGUGCAGCCCACCCCCGAAGGAAGGUGAGGCUGCGGAUAGGCUGGUUGGAUCAGAGCAAAGAGUUUUGGCUCUGGAGAGGUGGGGGAACCACACAGAGAAACCAAACAACCAAACGAGUCCAGUGGCAGGGGACCUGGGUGACAGGGAAAGGGCUCCUGGCAGAACAUUUCAGGAGGUUUGGGAAACCAGCUGAUACUGAAGCAGUGUUUCUGAGAUGUGUGAUUGCUUCUACAUGCCCUGCCAAGGGACAAGAGCAUGGGACAUGGGGUGCUGAGACCACAGGUAGAGGCCAGCUGGGCACCCUGGCCAUCGGGAAGGCAGGCAGGCAGGCUGGCACUUGCCGGAAGGUGGGUAGUGCCCUGCCCUGUAACACACAAAGCAGAUGAAGACAGUCAAAUGAGGCAGAGCCUACAGUGCUUGAUGGUGCCCAGACUGCUUCCUCUUCUGAUCUGCUGAUCAUAGCAACCCUGCGAAGCAGGCGGUAUUAUGCCAUUUUACCACGGAGGAAUUGCAUUUCAGGAAGGGAGGUUGCAAACUGGGAGCUCUCAAACUCUUCUGUGCUCCUAUCACAUGUAGGGUUUGCUUAGCUAUGAGCUGGUCUCCAAGAGAGAAAUAGGAAGCCAGGCUUAAUAAAAUUUUAAUCACCCGAA
This is a messenger RNA of Neofelis nebulosa (Clouded leopard), 1932 nucleotides long. It is a transcript of the gene PPP1R7, whose product is annotated as protein phosphatase 1 regulatory subunit 7. The record is from RefSeq and is a predicted model, not a curated record. The transcript is spliced from 10 exons. Bases 131 to 1060 code for a protein of 309 amino acids. Gene Ontology annotation, molecular function: protein binding. Lineage: Eukaryota; Metazoa; Chordata; Mammalia; Carnivora; Felidae.